GGGUCUCGGGUUUCGGCCAGACACUCUCAGCUCCCUCCUCCCGCACAAGCCCGGCCCGGGAGAACCCAGUCGCCGCGGCUACCCGCUCGGCGAGGAGGAGGAGCAGGAGGAGCAGGAGGAGACUACAAAUCCCAGCAGCUCCCGCUUUGGCUGCAGGGAAAAGCCGGGGUGGGGGAAGGGCGCUUCCUGCCCAGGAGAAGGAGAAGGAGGGGGAGGUCAGGGCCGGGAAGGCCAGGCGGCGCGGAGGCGGGAGUGAGGCGCAGGAGAGAAGCUCCCUGUCCCAGCUGCGCUGCCAUGGACCAAGAAGAGGAACCCUGGGGCCCGGCCCCUGAUCCCGCCACCUCUGAGGAAGGGGAUACCCUGGGAGCUCCCCCUGGUGUCGGGCUCGCCUCCGAGAGCCCCGCAGCGGCCCCGGAGCCGGCUGGGGCCCCGGAGCCACCUGCUCGCCACGACUCCGAUGACCCGACCCGGCCCUUCCGCUGCCCAGACUGCGGGCGCACCUUCCGCCGCAGCUCGGGGCUGAGCCAGCACCGGCGCACGCACAGCGGUGAGAAGCCGUACCGCUGUCCGGAGUGUGGCAAGAGCUUCAGCCACGGAGCCACGCUGAGCCAGCACCGGGGCAUCCACACGGGUGAGAAGCCCUACCAGUGUGGCACGUGCGGCAAGGCCUUCGGCUGGCGCUCGACCCUGCUCAAGCACCGCAGCAGCCACACUGGGCUCAAGCCCCAUUCCUGCCCCCACUGUGGCAAGGCGUUCAGCCACGGCUCUCUGCUGGCCCAGCACUUGCGCACCCAUGGGGACGAGCGGCCCCACAAGUGCGGUGCCUGUGGGAAGGGGUUCGGCCAGGGCUCGGGGCUGCUCAAGCACCUCCGCACCCACACCGGCGAGCGCCCCUACCCCUGUCCGCAGUGCGGCAAGGCCUUCGGCCAGAGCUCGGCCCUGCUCCAGCACCAGAGGACCCAUACGGCCGAGCGCCCCUACCGCUGCCCACACUGCUCCAAGGCCUUUGGCCAGAGCUCCAACCUGCAGCACCACCUCCGCACCCACACUGGGGAGCGGCCCUACGCCUGCCCGCACUGCACCAAGGCCUUCGGGCAGAGUUCCGCCCUGCUCCAGCACCUCCACGUGCACUCGGGUGAGCGCCCCUACCGCUGCCACCUCUGCGGCAAGGGCUUCGGCCAAGCCUCCAGCCUCACCAAGCACCGGCGCACCCACGAAGGGGCAGCUGCCCGGGCGGCAGCCGAUGGAGGGGAGGGGCCGCCCGUGGAGGGGGCUGAGCAGCAGCAGGAGGAGGAGGGGAGACAGAGAGAAUUGGAAGGAGCCGGGUGA
This is a messenger RNA of Ornithorhynchus anatinus (platypus), 1329 nucleotides long. RefSeq names its product zinc finger protein 358 (gene ZNF358). The transcript has 3 exons. Bases 295 to 1329 code for a protein of 344 amino acids. Lineage: Eukaryota; Metazoa; Chordata; Mammalia; Monotremata; Ornithorhynchidae. Gene Ontology annotation, biological process: regulation of cytokine production; negative regulation of transcription by RNA polymerase II; regulation of immune system process. The record is from RefSeq and is a predicted model, not a curated record.